GCCGGGGUUGAAUUUGGUGGAGUGAUUGUGUCUUUGCGGGCAGGUUCGCAGACCGCGCUGCAGCUGUACUGCACCAUGGUUCAGGAACUCAAAGAGAUUUUGCAGCGAUGCUUCGAUCAACAGUUCUUGGUCAUCCUGGACGCGCGAGGUCAAGCGGUCAUGCUCCAGCUCGACCACGCCAUCCUCAUAGGUUCAGAGUUUCAAGUUGAAGCAGCGAAUGCUCGUACCUUUCGCAUCGCCCAGCAAGCGACUUUCAAAGAACUCCGGCUGCGCAAGCUUUUGGGCCGUAUUGCUGAAGCCCAAAACCAGCAAAGCCGUGGCCGCCAGCCACCGGCCAUCCUGAUCCGUCGUAUCUUCUCUCAUCCUUUUGUUGUCAGAGAAGGCUUGCAAAGCUUAGGUGAAGCCAGGGAAUGGGCACAGCAAGAAUUGCGUAGCCAUGUCCAAAGCACUCAAACAGAGCAGCUCCAAGCUUGGCGCGAGCGUAUGAGGAACUCUUCAGCCAAGCCUCUAGGCUGCGUGGCACAGCCGCCGGAUGCGAUGGGUGGUCAGGUUCCCACGGUUUGGAAAAGUAUUCGGCAAAUUUUGCUCCAAAAACCAAACGCUAAGUUGCGUGACACGGAUCACGCGUUGCCAGCCAAAGAUUUGCGGCCAAUUGCGAUUCAGAGCGUCAUCUGGCGCGCCAUUGCCUCUGCGUGGACGCGCAGACCGCAGACGCGAGCUUGGGUCACGAGCUGGGUCCACUCCUCAGCCUGUGGCGGCAUCCAGGGGAAAAGUGUCGACACUUCGAUCCCUCAGGGAGACGCCAUCAGCCCUUUGACUCUUCUUGCGGUCCUCACUGGCCUCACAGGCCGGGUGUUGCAAGCAAGGCCUGAACCACACACUUUGGUCACCUUUUUGGAUGACCGAAACAUGGUGGCUAAAACGCCCGAGCUAGCGGCCCAGUUGUGGGACACCUGGAAACAGCUCUCACCGAAGGUGGGUUUGAAAGAGAACGAAGAAAAAAUUCAAAUCGUGGCUCGGCAAGCUGCCUUUAAGCCCAGAUUGAUUGCCGCGGGUUUCGACGAAACUCACAUUGUGCAAGGUACAUGGCUCGGCACGGUCCGUAGCUGGCUCCAAAGUUUGAAUUGGCAUGAAGAGGCCGCAUGGACAUGGAUUCACCCGGACAUUCAAUUCCGGCUUGAUUGGACACAACCCAUUGAUGAAAACACCAAACAGAGAGAACACCAUGCUUUGCGUGAAGCGUGGCGCAGACAACAGUUUCAACAGUUCUUGUCAAGUGGCCGUCGUGAUGCCACUGCUGUACAAGGAAGUGUUUAUCAAGAGGCCAGGGCCAAACUCACGCGCCAAACAUACCAGUCUUCCAACACUCACUCACGUGCUUGCUUGAUUGGUGCCGUUGUUUCAGAUGCCCGUUUAGAUAGGAUUCGAGACCACAACACCGCACCAGCUCCUUGCAAGUGGUGUGCGUCUGGCAAUGUGCCAACAUGGGAUCACUUGGCCUGGGACUGCCCAGCCUUUGCUGCGACCCGAACGUCGCCCCCGCAUGAUCUUUUGCAGAGAGUGCUAGGUUGGCCAACAGGCCGGAAUGAACAGGUUGAUGCUGCGAUCUUGACCCACUUGGGCUGUGUCCGAGAGCGUGUGCUGGAUCGAAGAUAUCGCAGGCCUUAUGCAUUUGCAGCUGUCACGGAGGAAGGGUCGCUUGUCACCUGGGGAAAGGCCACCUUGCGAGGAAGCUUCUUUGUCCAAAAGUUGCGUGGUUGGGAUGGUGUGCCUAGGGAAGGUGAUUCACAAAAGCCGAAGUUGGCAAAAGCACCAGCAUCAGAAGCCUUGCAGGCCAGCACAAGCCCGCAGAGGGGACCUGACCGUUGCAGUCUUGCCCAACGGCUGGCAGCAGGAAGGACGUUGGAGCUGCUGACAACACUGAUGGUAGUGCAUUUCCUGAAGAUCUGUGCUGCCAAAGUCACACAGUUGCAGCCCAGAGGAGGUCUCUUUGCUUUCCGGGACGAUCAGCCGGUGUUCAUUCUGAGUGUAUGGACAAGCAGAAAAAUUACUUUGGCUGAUGUGGUUCCAUUGAAGCAGGCAACUUUUCAAGGACGAACCGUCCUCAAAGCCAAAUACACAGAGACCCGCACAUGCAGAUGGAGUGAGCUCAAAGAUGUCGGCUUACAUUUCCAGGUUGCCAACUGUGCGAAUGAUCGCCGUGGAGCGAGCUUGCUGUUCCAGAAGCAACCGGGGGAAACACAAGGAGAUCAAGGCAGAGCUUUGCGCGAGAAUGCAGCUUUGGCAGCUCUCUGGCAGGCUGGCAAUGCAGAGCUAGGUUUGGCCACUUCAUGCACAUUUGAUCACUCGGUGCGAUCCGUUGUGCCACGUUUGCAGGCGCACCUGGCCGAACGAGCUGCUUCAGGUAUUACCCAUCACGCGGCCCCACGCGCAGAUGAGAGCCGUUCCUUUUGGAUUCUGGACCUGCCAUUGCCAGUGCAAGUGGAUGGUCGCCGCCAUCGCUGCCAUACGUGCGCGCACUUGCGCAUCUUCGACAACUGCACCGUGGAGACACAUGAUGUUGCUGCAGCCUAUCCUGACCUGCGGGCUUUGGUGGAGCAAAUCUGUGGCAAUGCUCUUUCCCUCAAUGUAGCUGUGCGCAUGAAAGAAUUUUGCAGUGCAGUGCCCAAAUCUGUAUCCAUCCGCUCCAUUCUCAUGGCAGCAUUGGAAGAUUACACCAAGGCAGCUUCACGCGAGAUGCAGCGGCUCAUCAAUGUGUACAGUGGUUCAGUGAUCAGAGGAGAUGGAAACCAGGAUGUAGCAAAAACGAUUACAAUGUAUGAUGAAGCAGGUCAGAAAACACACCCAUAUACGGUGCUCCUAGCUUGGGUCACGGUAGACGGGGCCUUGUUUCAGCCUGUAACAGCAGCUGAAACAGAAGACUGGGUCGACUUGCAACCUGAUCUGGAUGCUGUGGUAACCAACCUGAAACAGGACAGGCUGGCAUCAGGCCUGUCCUUAGCUGAGGCAGCCCCAGUAAGUGCAGCGAGUCCAGAUGCCCCAUGCCUCAUUGCUGAUCACAAAGACAUCCUGCAGCGGUUGUCCUUGAAACCAAGGGUGGCAGAAGAUGUUCCACCUGUGCUCUCUGAGCCAGGUCUUUUCCUUGAGCUUGAAGAGGUCCAUCAUCCUCUAUUGAAGUCGGUGGUUGAAGAUCUACAGGAGGGUGUGACCUUAGCUGCAGCCUUUGGCUUCACAGAGAAUGUAUGCUUUGAAUGUGCUGACACCUGGUUGCAGCUGGAUGCUCUGGAAUUUGACCCUCCAAGGCGGUCUGGAGAUGGCAGCGGCCGGGCAGAUGUGCAGCGGAUUCGCUUGCUCUACAAGCCUGAUUUACACGGAGAUGAUGGGCUCGUUAUAGUUUCCUCUGACGAGGAGGAUGUCAUCUCCCCGCAGCAUGCUCGGGUUCAAGCGUUGCAAGAAUCUUGUUUGCAGACGCUGCAGGCCGCAGACCACAAAUUAUCCGCAAAUCCGACAAAUAUGACCAUGAUACCACGCAUUGACAAGUGCUCUCCGGUACCCAAGCCGCGCCAUCAAGUUCAAGUUGUAGGAGUUAGCUUCCUAGACAUGGCCACGUGUGAAGUUUGUGGAGAUGGUUUCGCAGACGAUGCGGAAAAACACUUGUGCUCCCCGAGCCGAGACUCUUGCUCGCACGUGUGCCACGCGGAUUGCUUGCAGCAAUACCGAUUAAAGCAGGGCUGCCCUAUGCAUGACUGCCCAUUCUGUCUUCAGAAUGAAGAUUCCCAGGAAGAGGCUGAUGAUGCCGCUUUGCAAGAGAUGGAGAUUGAGGCAGCAAUGGAAGCAGAGGCUGUGGCUGAGGGGGUAAAAAGAAAGACCAGAGGACAACGCAGCCCAGUGCCGCCCACCCAAAGGUCCCCAAGCCCAGAAAGCCCUCCCUUCACACAGGGUGGAAGUGAAGCAGCCCGCUUGUCCAUUCCAAGCUUUGGGAUUGACAUCUACGACCUGAGUCGGACCAGCAAGGCAUCUACCACGGUGAAGGAUCCUAUGCACGACGCCAUGUCGGAGUACUUGGCUUGCAGGGAUGAAGCACAAAGCCUUUCGUUGCUUCACACCAAGAGCACAUAUCAAGGGCUUGGAAGCCCAGAGGCUUCUUAUCAAACCGUUCUGAAUGCAGCCUUGAAAGACCCCAGGGACCACCACGCUGUGGCAUCAGACUUUGCCUUCAGAACUCGAGAAGUGCUGCCCGUGCCUUUCGAAGUCAGCUUGAAAACCAUUGCCCGCAAGGAAGGCACGCGGCUUCGAUUGCAGCCUGAUGAGGAGCACCGACGUGGCGCCACAUGCACGGAUGCCACCAUCAAGGGUAUUCGUGCUUCCAUCAAAGAAUAUGCCCGUCUGCAUUACGGCAACAAAGAAAAGAUGUGCACUUGGCUGAACUGCGAAGAUGACAAGACAGUCACUGGAGAUGGUGCCACGGCGCUGACUCAUUACACCCAAGUGUAUGGACUGGUGUCGCUUUGUGAGUAUGUGCUCCAGCCGACUGCAAGCAUGUUUUCCAAGAGAAUCCAUGCGACGUGGCAAACAAGGCCAGUGACAAGUGACCCUGAUCAGCAGAGCCAGUCCAGCAAAGAGUUCCUGAUUGACUUCUUUGGUUGGAUGGGGCGCGUGGCAAGCAACCAGGACAAAGACCACUAUUUUGACAAGUUCGCCUUGCCCGUGCUCAGGAAGGCUUUGCAGGGAAUCUCCGACUUCUUUCACGAGAAUCACGAGAAUGUAGAAGAGAAAGAGGAAAAACCAGCAAAGUACGUCUUGGCAGCAGUCAAAGACCUCUUGAAAGUUGGCAUCUUGCAAGAGGUUGACAAGAAGGAAGUGGAAGAACAGGCGCCCAAACUUAAGGACAAGAAAAGCGCCAAGAGCAAGGAGGCCACGCUAAAGAGCGAGCCACGAGGUGCCGAUGCUAAGUGGCACCAGGACAAUGGCUUCUACCUUAGGGAUUCAGCAGAUGCUGAUGCCAGCAUGCGUGAUGUUG
This is a messenger RNA of Cladocopium goreaui, 5020 nucleotides long. The record is from the annotation of a GenBank genome assembly. NCBI's taxonomy places the organism in Eukaryota, Dinophyceae, Suessiales, Symbiodiniaceae.